Messenger RNA from Mobula hypostoma (lesser devil ray), 6391 nucleotides. RefSeq names its product protein phosphatase 1, regulatory subunit 10 (gene ppp1r10). Gene Ontology annotation, cellular component: chromatin; nucleus; PTW/PP1 phosphatase complex. The record is from RefSeq and is a predicted model, not a curated record. The transcript has 19 exons. Bases 1173 to 3620 code for a protein of 815 amino acids. Gene Ontology annotation, molecular function: metal ion binding; protein phosphatase 1 binding. Lineage: Eukaryota; Metazoa; Chordata; Chondrichthyes; Myliobatiformes; Myliobatidae.
AAACGGUUUGAUGUUAAUUUUUGAAAAAUACUUUGACUUCUAAGCAUGUUCUAUCGUAUUUGUUUACUUAAUCUUGUUUCUCUUGUUCUUUCUCUCCAGGUUUUUGCUAUUGGCGAAGACAACGGGGGAAGAAGUCUCUCCUUUGUGUGGGUGUGUGUGUGUGAGGAUAACAAAACAAAACAGCCGCACCUCAAAAUUCCUUUUCAUGUGCUUUUGAUGAACUGGGACACUUUUUUCCAAAAAAUAUUUGCAAUUCUUGCGAAAGGAGAGAAAAAUAUCAGCAAAAAUAUACCUACUUACCCAUAAGCUCCUUUUUAACAAAAAAAUAAGCCGAGUUCUUUGCAAACAAAGUCAUGAAAGUCUCUUUAACAAAAAAAUUGUCAACCUUGUGUUGUGUUUGCACAUAAAAAAACUCGAGGCGCUGAAGGAGAGUUUUGAUAGUAAGUUUCGAUUUUUGGCAAACAAAAGGAAAGUUACUUUGGGUUGGGGAGGGGUUGCAAUGAAAUCGAUAUUUUUCUUUAUAUGCCUAUUAAUGAAGGGCUCGGAUGAGGCGGGAGGGGCAGUGUUAAAAGGAGAAGGGGUAGGGUUUGCAAAACAAUGAGCUCACACACACUUUUAAGUGGUAAUAAAAAGCGUAAAGUUAUUGUGCUUUGUGUAUGUGUGUGUGAGACCGGGGGGUAGGAAAUGCGUUAAAAAUACUUUUUUUUAAAAAAAGGAAGGUCGUGCAAUCUGUAAAUAAAGAUUGCUGCAAGUAAUUCUCCCAGGGAAGGGGAAAAAUCGUUUUAAACGCAGCAAGACGGGGGACGAAGUUUGCAGCAGGCUGUUCGGUUUAAUGCUUAAAAUGUAUUUUUUGCCGUGGCUGCUCGUUAAGAUGGCGGUCGCUGGCCGUCUUGUCCUAAGAUGGCGGUGGCGGCUGCUUUUUGCUGCCUUGUUAAAACAUGUUUUCCUUCCUCUAUCCGAAACGCCACAAGGACCCGAGCCACAGAGAGGCCGGAUGACUCAGAUCAGACCGAGGUGACGUAACCUUCAGCCCCCACCCCCUUUCCCCACCCCACAGCUCCACUUCUCUCUUAGCCAAUGGACUCAGCAAGGAAGAGGCGCCUGUCUGCAGCAAAUCCCGGAGAGUAAUAGCCCUCUCCCCUCUUACUGUGGCGAUUCCACUCUGUCUGUAAAUGACACUCGUCCGCCCCACAUCGGAAGCUGCUGCUCUGUGGGGAAGAACAGCAAUUUUAAAUUGGAAGGUAAUUGAUACAAUGGGUUCUGGGCCUGUAGAUCCAAAAGAGCUCCUAAUAGGGUUGGAUUGCCUGCUUGGUAAAGAUGGGGAAAUUAAAAGUGCCGAUGGUGUUAUUAGAAUUUACAGGUUGAUGAAGGAAUCAAAAAAGCUAGUGAGCAGGUGUAUGUACUUAAAUAUCCUGCUUCAGACCAGGUCUGAGGAGAUCCUAAAUCAGUUCAUCAGUAUUGGUGGUUACAAGCUGUUGAAUAAUUGGUUGACCUAUUCCAAAACUACCAGCAAUGUGCCGUUGUUACAGCAAAUUUUGCUGGCUUUGCAGCUGCUACCUCUCACUGUGGACCACCUAAAACAGAAUAACACAGCUAAGAUAGUGAAACAAUUGAGCAAGAGCUAUGAGGAUGAAGAACUCAGGAAGUUGGCACAGGUAUUGGUUGACCAUUGGAUGACUGUCAUUCGAUCUCAAAGUCUGGGCCCUGGAAUGAUGGAUAAACAGCCAGAGAGGAAAAAGCGGAAAGAAGAGAAAAAGGAUGAAGGCAAGAUUCGGGCACCAGUUUCCGAGAGAGUUCCAGAACCCAAGUCAGACCUCCGAGUGGAGGUCAAGGAGGAAGAAACAGAGAAGAAAAGAGAAAAGCCCAAAUCAUUGCGUACAACAGCACCCAGUCACGCUAAGUUCCGGUCAACAGGUUUGGAGAUGGAACCAGCAGCUCCCAUUCAGCCGAAGAAGAUGACACCUGGUCCAGUCAUUUCUGACAAGUACAACAUCAAGCCAGCACCUCUGAAGAGACCAAACACCUCUUUAACAAGCAGCGCUGCACCGCAAGUGGAAAAGAAGUACAAACCAUUGAAUGUGACUCCUAAUGCCACCAAGGAAAUCAAAGUCAAGAUCAUUCCCCCCCAACCUAUUGAGAGUACUGGAUUUCUGGAGGCACUCAACUCUGCCCCAGUGCAUGGGCUGAAAAUCAAGAAAAAGAAGAAGAUAACAUCCCCAACCAGUGUAAAGUCCAAUCCCUUCGAUCCAAAAGCCAGCCCUGAACAGAACAGCACCAAGCCUGCUUCUCCAGAAGCUGCCAUCACUGAGCCCAUGGAUGUGGAAAGGUCUGCCACACCAGUGCCGCUGGAGGAGGUGCCCGAACCUCUAGAGAUUACGAUAGCAGAAGAGGAUAACUCAGCGACUGUGGCCGCAUCAGCAGCUGAACCGUCUGUCCCUGAGGCAGCGCCAGAAGCAGCCAAACUGACCAAGAAGGGAAAGAAAAGGAAGACAGUGUCAUGGCGUGAGGAAUCAAAGCUGCGGGAGUAUUUCUACUUUGAACUGGACGAAACAGAACGAGUUAACGUGAACAAAAUCAAAGACUUUGGUGAAGCUGCCAAGCGCGAAAUGAUGAUGGACCGGCAGGCGUUUGAGACGGCUCGAAGGCUAAGCCACGACACAAUGGAGGAGAAGAUCCCUUGGACGUGCCCAGUUUUAAUCGACUUGGGCCCUCAGCUCGCAGAGCGGGGCAGUAACAGUCAGGAGAAGCUCAUUCAGGAGGAGCGAGAGAAAGGAAUCCUGCAGGAAAUCUUCCUGUCUAAAGACUGUGUUCCGGAGAGCCCCCAUGAGCCUGACCCAGAAUCCUACGAAACUAUUCCACCCAAGGUCAUUCCGCUGGAUGAUGAGAACGGUGUGGAGGAGCCAUUGUACGAGGAACCGAUGCAGACAAUCACUGGUGCUCAGUCCCCAGAUGGUUCUGGGAGCUCCAAACUGCCUCCAGUGCUAGCCAACCUCAUGGGCAGCAUGGGUGUGAAGGCACAACAGGCUGGCUCAAAUUCCAACUCCAGCAUCAACGUGCAGGAGCUGCUCACCUCCAUCAUGAGCAACAAAAAGCCCAUCGAGGAGUUGGUCAAGCAGCCUGAGUUUUCAGAUAAAAUCAAACAGCUGCUUGGGCCUCUACAGCAACAGGCUCCUUCAGGUCCACAGAUGAUGGGCCCUCCUCCAGCCAUGAACGGUUUUCCCCCAGGCCCCAACAAUAUGCCUCACUUCCCUCCCGGUGGUCCUGGCGGGCCGGGUGGACCUUUCCCAGGACCCCACGGCCCGAGGAUGAUGGGCCCCCCUCAGCGAGAUGGUUACUGGGACCAGCCGAAUGACAUGAGGGGUCCUCCCCACGGAAUGCGAGGCGGGCCCUACCAGCGGGGCCGGGGCCGCAACAAUGAGCCAGUCUUUAGGGGCCGCUGUGGGAGAGGGCCCCCCCAUGGCGGGGGGAGGGGAGGACAUGGCAACGGAAUGGGAGGUGGCCAUGGUGGAGACAUGUCCAACAGGCCCCCAUGUCGGCACUUCAUGAUGAAAGGCAGUUGCCGCUACGAAAGCAACUGUGCCUUCUACCACCCUGGUGUGAAUGGCCCCCCGCUGCCCUGAGGCCCGCUGUGUCUGGUUUAUGAAGCGGUUAAGCUAACCUCUGCUGAAGAGCAUUCUGGCUGGACCAGGCACUCAGAUUCCUGUGGAGAUUCCUGACAUCGGAGCGAGCGGGCUGGUCUCCCUCCAUCCUGUGGAAAGUUUGAACAGUUCACUGCUGUAUCAUGAGUGUGCAGGACCCUGUCUGGGUCUCCCAUCGCAGUCUACACAGACUUCAGAACAAUGAAACUGAACGGACAUCAGGCAUGGGAUUUAGACCACUACAAAGUGUUUAGUGUUGCAGAGACACACUAGACUCAGCUGUUUCCUUCCACUCACUGUCCCUUUCCCUCUUCCUGUUUGCCUCUGUGAGGCUGACAUAAGGCAGCUGAACUCCUGAAGGGGUGACAUAAACAAACUGCUUUCCCUCGAGUCUGCGCCAAAUACUAUUUUGCCACUACAACAAAGAAACAGAGCUCCCCUCGACCUAUUUGGUUAUUUGCAACUGCUGGUGAAGCAGAGAGAAGCGCAUCAAAUGUGUUCUGAAAGCUGGGUGAUGUCUUUUCCCUCACACCCUCCCCGUCUGUGAGUCUGUUACAUCGGAGAUGGGCAGAGCAGAGGUGCCUCCUCGGACUAGGCAACGACCGAAACCUCUACCUCUGCAUGAGCAAAGUGCCAGUCAACUAUUUCAGCGCUGCUUUCGACACUCAAUGUCCGGACUCUUGCUUUUCAUUGAGUGGCAUGGAUCCACUCUCUGCAGCAAGUUCACCACCUGUUCUUUGGCAAGUCGCUUCAAUUGCUUUCCUUCUGGCUCCUACCCUUCCCAUCCACCCACCCAUCUCCACAACACAAGUGCUGAUAACCUUCCAGUCGCUUCCAUACUGUGUAGUGGCUGAAAUCUUUUCCAACUAUUUUUGUAAAUAUCUAUUUUGUAAUAAAUGUGCACUGCACGACUGACAGGCACGGUGCUGUAUGCCUGAUAGCUGUCGUCUUCUGGCCGAGCAUAAAGUCUGUGUUCAGCAACCAUCAAUAUGAAGUCACUCUUUGCAUUACCCUCUCUUUUUUUCCCCCCUCCCCUCCCUCCUUAAUUUGACAUAGCAAAUCCCAUGACAUCCACCACACCCCUUUGUCAAAAGUACAGUCAUAACCUCAUUUUUAAAAAAUAUAUAUAUUAAUCCCUCCUCUCCCUCGAUCCUGGGGUUGCUGGCUAAUGAUGACCAGCCAGGGUGUAAGCACAGCUUUGCAAUUGAUAACGAUUUUUAAUGCAUUUGGUUAAUGGGGCACAGCGAUUCUGAAACAGCUAUUUUAUAACCCACCAAGACACCCCCCAAAAGCCUUCGGGGACAAUUAUUCUAAGGAUAUUUGAAGCAUUACAUAAAGCCAGGUAGCACAACCUUGCAGUCUCCCUUAAGCUUGUAUGAAGAUAAUUAAGGAGUUCUGCUUUCAUUGAGGCAGUGUGAGAGCCCAUGGAAGCAGUCAGUGGGUUUUCCCCCUGAAAGAACCCUCGUCCUGUUGCCCACAGUGUGACUGACAUCUCUACUUGCAGUUAUUUUUUUCUGUUAGGCUUUGACCCCUCUCACUCUGGACCCAAGGGUCCAUCAGUAAAUAUCUUCUAUAAACAGCACAUCUUGUGGAAGCUCCUUAAAAGUGAGCUUGGUGAUAGGUUCCAUUGGGCAUCUGUUACGAUUAGUGAGGUUUGUUAAGGAGGCAGAGAGGCACUGUCCUUGCUUGGGUUUGUGCAAAGGUAUAGAUUUUUCUUUUUUUUGGGUGGGGGUGGAGAAAAUUAGGCUUAGUUUUGAACUGAGGCUGUGAUAGCCAUUUUUUUCUUUAAUUGAAUACCCAACACGGGAGUUGAUUGGGGCAGUUACUUUUGUUUCUGGCAUAUAACAGAUUUGGGAUGAAACCCCUGAUUGGGUGGUAUUACCGUCUCCAGUGAGCAACUUAUGGCUGACAAAUUUGGUGGGCAUUUCAAAAAAGCAUAAACUAUGCUUGUCAGUGUAGAAACAUCCUGAUGGCAAGAGUGGCUGAGCUUCAACAGCACUUGGGAGAGAGGAGGGAGGACAAGCACUCUGUACAGGCAGGGAGAUGGUGGAACAGCUAACCCAGUCAACAUUGCACUAACAGUACUGUGGUACGUGAACAUUGGCAGCCUAAUCUCUAGAAUGGGACAGUUCCCUUCAGAACAUUGUUUAAUAUUUACAUUUGUAUAUGUCCAAUGUUUGUCCUCUUUGUUUUUUAUAUAAAUAUAUAUACUAAAUGCCCCAUCAUAGGUGAUGUGGUGAUGAUGACUGCUACUGAUCAUUUUACAGCUCACUUUCUUUUGAACAAAUGGAUAUUGUACAAAUUUUGUCAUUGUGCUUUAAAAUUAUAAAUAACCUGGAAGUUUUUUUAAAUAAACCAAUAAAAUGUAUUUUGAAAAUGGCUGAUCUACCUUUUCAAACAUGUGACUUACUGCAAGGUCAGUGAGUUAUGAGAUUUGUUUUCUGUGAAAACCUGCUGUUUGUCUCUUUGGUAGACACAUUAAUAUUUGGAGUAAUAUAUGCAUAAUGUUAGAGGAACUCUGUGGGUCAGGCAGCAUCUGUGGAAAAGAAUAGAUUUGACAUUUCUGUCCUGAAGAAGGGUCAAAUCUAUUCCUUUCCAUAGAUGCUGCCUGACCCACAGUGUUUCUCCAGCAUUUUGUGUGUUACUCUGGAUUUCCAGCAUCUGCAUAGUUAAUGUUGGGAGUUUAUUUUUGUGAAAUUGGUUGUACCUUUAGUACAGUAUUUGCUAAUUUUUAUAUUUUAAUAAUAAAACAU